CUCCGAUGACGUCAUCUCCGGUCAGGCGAGUGAGGAUUCGGAAUGUAAACUUCCUGUUUGGCGACAGAAACCCGGAAGACGGAGAAGUAAAACACCGAGAGCGGGGAGGACGGACCCGGGGAAGAUGAGUUGGAAUCCGUUUAAAGCCGGUCCAAAAAAGCAGAUUGUCCCGAAAACAGUAGAAAGGGACUUUGAACGGGAAUAUGGCAAGCUCCAACAGCUAGAAGACCAGACCAAAAAGCUGCAAAAAGACAUGAAGAAAAGCAUAGAGGCUGAUUUAGCCAUGUCCAAGUCGGCUGUCAGGAUCUCCUCCGACCUAUUAGGGAACCCCUUGUGUGAACCAGAUGCAGAUUUUCUAGGAAUGGUGACCGCACUGGACACAGCAAUGAAACGUAUGGAUGCAUUUAAUCAGGAAAAGGUUAACCAAAUUCAGAAGACUGUGAUGGAUCCUUUGAAGAGGUAUAGCAGCGUCUUCCCCUCGCUGAACAUGGCUGUGAAACGUAGGGAGCAGGCUCUGCAGGAAUACAAGAGACUCCAGACCAAGGUGGAGAAAUAUGAGGAGAAGGAGAGGACCGGGGCUGUGAUUGCGAAGUUACACCAGGCCAGAGAUGAAUUGCGUCCAAUUCGGGAGGACUUUGAUAUAAAGAACCGCCAGCUAUUGGAUGAAAUGCCAAAGUUUUACAAUAGUCGCAUAGAUUUCUUCAAACCCAGCUUUCAAUCGCUGAUCCGAGCCCAGGUGGUGUAUUACACGGAGAUGUCCCGGGUGUUCGGAGAGUUGGCCCAGCAGGUGGAUGAGAUCCAGCUCACAGAUGCUGAAAGAGAGCGGGAGAAUGAAGCCAAGCUAGCUGAGCUCCGCGCUCUCUCCAUUGUAGCGGAUGAUUGAUACUGGACAGUAAUGAAGAGAUUGGGAAAUUGUUAUAUGGAGAUGUUACCCAAGGUGACCUCCACAGAAGCACUAACUGGAUCCAUGUUAAGUAAAUAAGGUACUCACAAUCUGAAUCCUGCUGGGCCUGUGCUGACACUGAAGUAUUCACCAUUGAUAUUCCAUGAUGCCUGACAAUAGCUGCUAAUACACUCCUUGUACAGCACAAUAACCCAUAUCGGAUAUCCCACAUAGUCCUUUUCUGAAUGUAUGACUCCGUAUUUUCCUGUUACAUUGGAAACUGCAAGUAUGUGAAGUAUGGGAGAUGGAAUGAACUCCUAAAGUGCCUUUGUAAUCAUUUUUACUAAAAGUUGACUGUUAUGGAUAAAAGCCUCUAUAUGUGGAGCUCUUCAUUUUGUCAAAUGAUCUCAAAUGAGAAUGUGUUUUUUGUUUUUUUUUUGCCAGUGCAGCAUAAAAACAUGACGGCUUCAAGUUGAUUUGUUGCUAUGGGCUACAAAAAAA
Messenger RNA from Rana temporaria (common frog), 1384 nucleotides. RefSeq names its product bridging integrator 3 (gene BIN3). NCBI's taxonomy places the organism in Eukaryota, Metazoa, Chordata, Amphibia, Anura, Ranidae. The coding region runs from base 125 to 883 and encodes 252 amino acids. The record is from RefSeq and is a predicted model, not a curated record. The transcript has 9 exons. Gene Ontology annotation, cellular component: cytoplasm; actin cortical patch. Gene Ontology annotation, biological process: actin cortical patch localization; endocytosis; plasma membrane tubulation. Gene Ontology annotation, molecular function: protein binding; lipid binding.